AUGACAUUCCGCCAGAAAGCUGUAGAGGUUUGGAAAGAGGUUGGUUUCUUGAGAAAACCUCAAUCGGCUAUCGAUGCAGGUGCCAAUGACUUUCGUCCGGUUUCAGGAUGGAAACCUUUCGUUCAUAUGGAACCUGGUGACAGGACCAUGUGGAUAAAUGAAGAUUUAGCUCCUACUCCACCUCAAAUGCGUACUUGGAGUUGGCUCACUUAUGUAUCUCUCUGGUGGGGAACCAACUACGGUAUCGGUGCAUGGACUGCAGGUUCCGCUCUUCUUACCUUCGGUCUGUCGUACAAACUGGUUAUCGCUGCCACCUGUGUCGGUCAAUUCCUCAUUGCUAUCGUCGCUGUCGGUUGUGCUCGUGUUGGAUCUCGAUACCACAUUGGUUUCCCAGUUUGGGCUAGGUCAACAUUCGGUAUGAACUUGUCUAAACUCUUUGUCGGUCUUCGUGGUUCCGUAGCUAUUAUUUGGUUCGCCGUACAAAACUAUUAUUGCGCCUUAAUGCUCGACAUGGCUUUGCUAGCUGUAUCACCCAACGGGUGGGGACACAUCGCCAACACGAUCCCCGAACACAUUCAUGUGACGACUAGACAAAUGGUAGCCUACUUCAUCUGUUUCUGUCUCCACAUGCCAUUCGCUUUCGUUCAUCCAAGUAUGAUCAAACUCAUCUUCGAACUCAAAGCUCUCUUCCUCCCCGUCGUUUCUUUCGGUUUCCUCGGUGGACUUAUUCAUCUUGCCGGCGGAUCCCUCAACUUCUCAGUGCUUAACGGUACCAUCGCCAAAGGUACCAGCGCACAAUCUUGGGCUUUCAUGUUGGGUAUCAACUCUUGUUUCGGUGGUAUCGCUCCCAUGUUGAUCAAUCAACCCGAUUUGGGCAGAUACGCCACGACCCCCAGUGCCGCCAUUAUUCCUCAGGCUAUCAGUCUUUGGGUUGGUAACAUGAUCGUUACCGCUCUUGGUCUUUCCGCCGGAGCUGCGUCUUAUCAAAUCUGGGGUGUCCACUCGUGGAACGUAUGGGGUAUCUGUGAACUCAUCCUCGAAAACAACGUCACCUCGGCCUGGCGUGCUGGUAUCUUCAUCUUCGCCCUCGUUCAAAUCUGGGCCACCAUCGGUACCAACUUGUUCGCCAACAACAUUCCUUCUGCUUGUGACUUUUCUUCUCUCUGGCCUACCAAGUUGAACAUCGUCCGUGCGCAAGUCGGUCUCAUGAUCUUCUCUUGGGUCGUACAACCUUGGUCUAUCAUCACCACCGGUGUUAAAUUCGUCAUCUUCCUCAACUCUUACACUUUCUUCUGUGGUGCUAUGAUUGCUAUCCUCCUCGCCGAUUACUUCAUCGUCCGUAAGGGUAACAUUCACGUUCCUUCCCUUUUCGCCGCGACAGGAAGCAAACUCCACACCGAUGGUAUUUACUACUUCAAACCAUGGGGUUGUAACCUUGUCGGUCUCGUAGCUUGGCUUGUCGGUAUCGCCAUUCCCCUUCCUGGUCUCGUUGCCAGUUACCUUACCAACAUCAGUCCUACCAUGCACACCAUGGUCAACAUUUACAACUCUGGUUUCCUUAUCGCCUUCGGUGUCUCAGGAGCCGUCUACCUCGUCGGAAUGCACUUCUUCAAACCACCUAUCGUUCCUUAUGGUCGCGAAGGAGAAUUCGAUGGUACUUUCGAAAGUCUUGGAAAAACAGAUGGUUAUCUUCCUGGUGAUGCUCUCAUAACUUAUGGUCGUCACUCCAAAUACGACUCUUACGACCCUCGUGCUUCCAUCGGUGGUCACCCUCAUGAAUCUGAAGGUUCAUCCCCAGUGGACGAAGAGAAGAAAUUACCUUCGGACGCUUACGUUUACGAAGUUCCUGUUCAAGGUCAUCGCGAUUAA
Messenger RNA from Tremella mesenterica DSM 1558, 1869 nucleotides. RefSeq lists its product as uncharacterized. Gene Ontology annotation, cellular component: plasma membrane. Lineage: Eukaryota; Fungi; Basidiomycota; Tremellomycetes; Tremellales; Tremellaceae. The transcript has 11 exons. The record is from RefSeq and is a predicted model, not a curated record. The coding region runs from base 1 to 1869 and encodes 622 amino acids. Gene Ontology annotation, biological process: nucleobase transport; transmembrane transport. Gene Ontology annotation, molecular function: nucleobase transmembrane transporter activity.